Molecule: messenger RNA, 7941 nt
Organism: Symbiodinium sp. CCMP2456
Lineage: Eukaryota; Dinophyceae; Suessiales; Symbiodiniaceae
Source: the annotation of a GenBank genome assembly
AUGGCUUCUUCCGAUGAUGAUGCUGACCUCGAUGACGACCUUGAUGCGGAUGAGUCGUACCAGGCCAUCCGAAUUCCCUUGGGGCAUCCGCCAGUGGUGUUCGGGUUGCCCGGCAGCGACCAGCUUCUGCAGGAGGUUAUUUCUCAUUUACAGUGGCGAUCAGGGGAGUGCCACUUCGCCAUGUUCGACAACGGCGAGAUUGGGCCGAAAGUCUUGCAGACGGUGACCAAUCACGAUGUCUUCGUGAUCAUCGUGCGUAACGAUGCUGCAUCCGAGGUGAACUUUUCACUGGUGAGAUUACUGCUGCUGGUGGACGCUCUCAGGGGUGAGUCCCCACACCGACUAACGGUCGUGAUGCCCUGUUUGGAGUACGCUCGGCAGGAUCGGAAACUGAUGGCCGGCGAGGCCAUUGCUCCCAAGCUCAUGUUCCGGUGCAUCAAGACUGCGGGAGCAGAGCGGUUCCUGACAGUGGACUUGCACAACCAGGCGGAAGCCGCAUUUAGCCCACCUGGCAUGGUGCUCGACGAGCUGAGCUCCGACAGGUAUCUUGCAGACUUCAUUCGAAAGAACGUGCCUGGUUUCGAUGAGGAGCACUCUCUCGUGUGCGCCACCAACGGUGGAGGCAUGAAGUUCACGCGGCGGAUGGCAGACAUACUGCGCGUGGGCUUCAUCAUGGCGGAUCGCUUCAGACAGAAGGUGAGCUACAACUACGAGUUUGCCUCGGGUGAUCAGACAUUCCCGACACUUAUUCAAAGUGUUCCUGGCAACCUUGCGGAAGGAGUGGAUCCGAACCUGGGCUUGCAGUUCGUGUUCUCAGAAGUCAUCGUGGCGGGAGCAGGUCUUGUGGAGCUCCUGGCUCUGGGAGAUGUGCGCGUGCUCAGCUUUGCGGACGGGCAGGUGACGAUGAUCACGUCAGGUGCAUAUGGCAAUCGAUCCAUUGCUGUAUCUCCGGCGCUUGCCUUGCGGCCAGAUCUAGAGUACAACAUACGACUGCGCGCUGACGUUGUUCGAGAUCUCGCAGGGAACCCACUUCAGUACUGCAACAUUCUGUUUCGGACAGGCGGAUCGCCGGAGAACUUUGUUGUCUUCGCCCCGUACAUACAAGAACCAAUAGCACCACUUGUUGUUUCUUUCCGCACGAGUCAGCACGGACUGUAUGGGUCUACAGACGACUUGUACCGGUUGGAGCUGUCGGUCGAAAACAGCACGCUUCUGGAUCCACCUUCGCGUGCACUGGAGGGUUGCAGUAGUGUUUUGGAGAUUUCCGAGACCUUUCCAGCACUGCAAGAGUGCCGAUUUGAUGGAGGUCGCUUUAUCCUUACGCUUCAGUCGCCGUUACAGUCAAGCACGGAAUACACUUUCGUGUUGCAGUGGCCAAUCUCAUCUGGCGGAUCGGAUGAGCGGCUGGUGACUUGGAACAUGGUAACGGCUCGUACAUAUGCAGGGGAUUGGAUUGAAGUACAGCAGCUGAUACCAUGGCGGCAUCGACUUGUCGAUCAUCUCCAACUUGUUUUGCCGGGCUCCGACGUUUCCGUGCUUUCUCUUGAAGUUGCACCGGCUGCUGAGGCCUUUGCCAACUCCUCCGACGGUCAGGUCUCAGGCCCUGAGACCCUUCGGGAGUACGACUUCAGCAUUCAAUUCGGUGGGCAGGGCAUGUUGGCAGGUUCCCGCCUGCGGAUCAUUGGCUCUCCGCUCAUCGGAUGGAGCACCGAGGCCUCCCGACCCGUGAACACGAGCAUGCUGACCUCCUUGCUGCAGAUGCCAUGGAACACGCGCUCCGGCCCAUGGAGACAGACCCGAGGCUGUGGCCACUUCUUCCCCGGCGAUUUCCCUGCCCAGACAGCUUGUGAACUCCUGGAAUACAACGUGGGGGGACCUACAUAUGGUAUGGAAUUGAGGCUUCCUAGCUCGGCGGCGACGCUUCUGCCGCAGAGGCCGUACACAUUCUCGCUGUCAGUACCUGGCAUCAAGCAGCCGCUGGCAGCGGCUGUGCGCUGGGAAACGAUUCUGUCACAGAGCGUGGGUGGGAUCUUUCAGCACAGCCCGGUGACAGCCAGUGGCUCCGUCAUGCUAUCCAACACUACACAGGGCAUGUCGCUGGAGGUCCUUUCUAGCACAUACAAGUAUCCGGCACCGAUGGGCAGCAUCCUGAGCCGUGUGGAAAUGGAGCUGAAGCUGGGUGUCUUUGCACCGCCAGGUCCAGGCUCUGUGAUCGUGGAGCUGCUCGAACCCGCAGAGGCUCGAAUGGAGACCUGUGAGCCAAUUGCCGGCAUUGCAAGUCUUGGGGAGAAGCCACCAGCCAUGUCACUCGACGGUACAACCAGUCGCGCAAGCUGGCAAAUGGAAUCCGAUGCCAGCCAGCGCAAUUUUGUUGUUUACCCGCGAGUCGCAUACCGGACUGCUUGCUUGGUUUACAACGGCCCAAGCCCGUUGAUGUACAGCACGUGGAGACUUGCAGUGGAGGUUCUGGUCGGAAGUUCUGCCUUGACCUUUGACACACUCACCUCUUCUUCCAAGUAUUUUGUGGUUCCUGCCUUUGCAUCUGCACAGGUCCUUCCAACCCACCCUGUUCUGGGAAGGUUUCAGAUCCUCCUCAUCCGAGCUGCUAUGCCCGAGAGAGACGGCUUCUCCUUGACGCAUUGGACAAGCUCUGCCCAUCGACUGCAGCUCCUUGCGCCGAGUGGCUUUGCAUUUCCAGAUGGGCCUUGUCCAGGUUUCUGGCCACUGAGCUCUUUGCCACCUGUGCCUCGAACCUCUUGUGUUGCAGCUGCGCCAAAACCUCUUGCAGUAGAUGUUCAGAUGGACUCUAGGGAUGUGGGCUUUCAGCCGGGUGAAAGCUAUGCCUUCCAGGUUUCGGUUGAGAACCCUCCGGAGAGCUUUUGGUCCACCGCAUCCGCAGAGGAGCUCCGUUUGCACGCGUACGGCUGGUCAUUGACGCUGAUCGAGGAUCAUGGCAUGCCGGUUGCGUUGAUGGAGAAUAUACCUUUGGUGCAAAGCUCUGUGACAGCCGCGCUGAGACCAGGUGUUCCUGCUUCCAUCUAUGACAGCUCCUUCCGGCUCUACAAGACGCAGAUUUCGAUUUUGGCCAUCUUCGCCGAGGACCAGCGAGCCGGCCAAGUAAGUAGGGUGCAGGUGGAUUUCAUGCUGCAGACCCCUCUUCGCACGGGCGACUCGCUUGUGGUGACAGCGCCCUCUCUUUUCAGCUGGGUCAUGCCUGCUCAGCUAUAUGAGCCCCUGACGACCAGCAUCUUGCAGAGGUUCCCGACCAUCGAGCCAGAGAUCGACGGGGCUUCGCCGUGGAUCUUACGGGUGGACAUUCAAGGCACCGCGCGAUCCGAAUUAAGCUACGCCAUUGCAGCGGAUGUGAUGAAUCCUACUUCGAUUGUUUGGAAGAAGGUCGAUGCCACCUUCAACUAUUGGCAACUCGAAAGUCUCUACAGAUAUCUGCCGUUCACAUCUUUCGAGAGCCGCCGGGACGUGGGCGUACGGCGCGGGUAUGAUGUGAUUGGAGCUUUGCAGUACUGCGCGGCAGUGCCGACGAGCAGGUUGCGUGGCCACGAGAGCUGGGUGUCCCUGAGCUUGCAACUUGCUGAGCCACUCGGUGUUCAAUCAUGGCGGGAGCCGGAAUUGCCUUCGAUUGUGCGAGUCUUGCUCCCACAGGGCUUUUCCGUUGCUGCUUCCUCUGGACAUGAGAACAACUGCUCCAGCAUCCUUGAGACAAGUGCAGAUCCAGGGAACCCGAGGCUUCCAGCCCUGCAGUUCCCUCGCGAGUACUCCUCCCUGCCCGAUGUGGACAGCCUCCAGUGCGGCACCAACGUACAGAGAAGCGAACUGACACUGUCGUUUCCCGACGUCUCGGACGUUGCCGGGCUGCGUUUGCUGCCUCACGUGGUUUAUGCAUUCCGGCUGCGAGUGCAAUCGCCCAGAUUUGAUCAGAUACGUGGUCAGUUCUGGUCCGUGGAGACUGUGACAGCCCAGGGAGAGGUUCGACAGCGAUGCUCCGUCAGUGCUUGGGAGUUCUCCGACCCUCUACAGGGUGUGUCGACUGUGACAGGUCUGCCGAUGGCGCCGACAUUGGUAGCGACUUUCAAAUUGCAGCUGCAGGGAUCCGCUCUGUUGCAGUUCUCCACAGGCAUCUCCGACAUCUCCCUGGAGCUGCAGGCGCCGAGUGGCUUCGUCUUCUUCCCCGACUGCGCUGCAAAAUGGCCUCCGAUACAGCCAGAAACAGCUUGGCAACUGACGGGCUGCACAGGCAGUGGAGCUGUCGCAAGAGUGGAUGCGCUGCAACUUGCGUUGAGUGAGGCCCUUGAGAUUGGCGUGACAGUACGGAUGCCAGCUUGGAAGGAUCAUGGGCAGACCCAAGUCUGGUCGAUACGGAGUAUGGUGCAGGGUGUUCUCUUUGAAGCCACCGCAUUGAUGGGACCAUCUCUAACCGAGAUUGGAGACGUUCGGCUUCAGCCAUUGUCCAGCAUUUUAUUCCGUGCAGAAGCAGUCAUCCAGUCUGCAGUCCUGAGUUUCGUGCCUGCCACAGAGCUACUUGCAGGCGCUUUUCUGGAAGUUGCUCUCCCGGGCCAGCAUGAGUUCGUCUUCGUGCCCGAGGCACCUUGCCUUUCUCUCAUCGAGGAUCCGCAAUCCUUACUUCCGCAAGUCUCCGAAGUUCAAACUAGCCAGUUCGCUCAAAGCUGUGAUCUGGCUGCGACCUGCACUUGGCCCCAGCUUUUCGAUUGCUGGCAGCAAACUUCUUCGUCCUCACUUCGAGUCCAAAUCGCAGCGGGUUUGGUCCCAGGUGAGCGCUACUGCAUUGGUAUCCAUGCAAGUGUGCCUGAAGGCAGAUCCGUCCCAGCAUUCCCCCUGCGCCUUCAGUUGCUUGACGAGUCUGGAGUGGUCCUCGAGGUUGCCCCUCUCGUGGGGCAAAGCCGUCGAGGUCUUGGUGUGGCCCCGGUUGUGCAGACAUUGGCACAUCUCUCCCUCUGCUACCCUGGCCGUCUCCCGAGCACAGAGCCCGUGGACGUUGCGCUGAGCUUCGCUCUGAGUUCCUUAAUUUUAGCUUCCACUGAUCAGAGGCUGAGUGCACGUUUCUGUCUGUUGGGCCUCGACCUUCCUUCCAAUGUGCCGCUCACCUGCACAGUACUGGAACCGUCGACCGCAAGGGUGACGUGCAGACUGCUGAGCGGAUGUGGCACUUGUGUCUCGCUGGAAAGCAACGACUUGUGGAUGCCUUUUGAGCGGGUCAUCAUGUCAUUUCCAGCUGUGUUGUCUGCCGGCGCUUUCCCGAGUGUGGAUAUGGAGUUGUUGACUUCCUCAACGGGUGCGUCAAGCGUGCUGCAAGGAAAGAGCUAUAUGACCGCAUUGCCCAUCUUGCCAAUUUUGCCCCUAACGAUUGUUGCACCGGUAGCACCGACACUGGAUACCGUUAUUUCGGUGUACUUGGAGAUGGAUUGGCAAGAGAUUGCCACCGGUCCUGUGAGUUUGCUUCUGAGCCCCACAGGUGGAGAGAGUCCUGCCCUGUUGGACGUCUCCCUGCCCUUCGGUCUGACGGCAUUUGCUGGGACUGCGUGCAGCCCCGUCCAGUGUCAGCAAGCCCCACCUGAUGAGGCUGCGCCAGAGCCUGUCCUGCGCUUCUUGCUCCAGAGACCUAUUGGCUCGGCCCGCCGGCUCCGCCGAUUGCAGUCGGUCGCUGUGUCCAUUCAAGACUUGCCUGGCCAGCUACAGGUUCAUCUUUUCGCGACGGCACCUGUGUCAGCGCAGAAUGACUGGCGCUUCGUACUGAGAACGGAGACUCUCAAAGCUCUCGGAGCCAUUGCAUUGCCUGGCUUUGCGGUCGUUUAUCCGGUGUCCUUGGGGGUUCAGACUUCUUCCCAACGUGCUGGGAGCCUGUUUUCCAGAUUUGUCCUUGAAUUCAAGCUGUCAUCUUCACUACCAGCUGGCUCUUUCCUACACAUCCGUACUCCUAGCGGUAUUGUAUCAGAGCCGGACAAGGUGGAGCCCGAGUACUUGUUUGAAGUCGCAUCGCUACCGCCGAGCUGGCUUGACAUGACAAGUGCACUUGUUUUCAGAGCAUUGCAGACAUUGGCAGCCAACGUGGCAUACACUGUAAAUGUGCCUAUGAUCAACCCUAUAUUGAUGCCAGCUUCGAACGAGUGGCUGGUCCAAGUUCUUGAGUCCGAUUUCGCUGAAACCGGACUCCCAAACUCAAUCGGCAGGAACGAAGGGUUUGAAGUGUUUGGGGAGUUCGAGCAUUUUGGCAUUAGCGUGCAAUCUGCAGUUCCUCUGGUGUCUGCACCAGCUCUCGUCCAGUUCAAGUUGAGAACGCCGCUUCCUCCGACGGAGGAGUUGUCAAAAUCUUUUCAACUGCGUAUCACCAACAUUGGUGCAACUGGGAAUGCAAAGGUAUUUGAUCCUGCAAACUGUGUUCUGGAUACGAUACGGACGUCCCGGAGCUUGCCUGCACAGCCAGCUGAGAAACUGCUGCUGACCCCUUACGAUUGUUUGGUGUCCUCCAGCGGUUUGGUUGCUGAUUUGAUGUUCGACCAGCAAAUUCUCGCCAAGCAGGACUACUACUUUUGGAUCUGGAUGCAAAACCCAGAUCAGAUCAGCUGGUUGCAGACAUUCGCUGCAAGCACCAUUGCUGGAGAUCAGGUUGUGCAUCAGACCUCCUUCUUUUCCUCGGCCCUCCUGACGCUUCGCGGGUGGAUCACACCAGGAUCACAUGCUGCAGGGGCCUCGCACCGUUCUGUCGUUAGCAUCUAUGCUGGUCGCAGCCUUCGGGGCCAACGUGGCAGCAUCGAACUGCAGCUCCCGCCAGGGUUUCUCGCCUCUUGCCAUGACUUCAGGCCCCGUGGCGCCCUGCCCGCCACGGCCAGGUGCCGAAGCCUUGAGUCAAGAGUGCAGGUCUACUGGAGAUCUUUGUUUGGCCGCUCAGAACUGAGUCCGCCUUAUGAGUUCGCAUUUGGGCUCACGAACCCAGCUGUUGGACUACCAGGAGUCUGGACAGCCACUAUCUUCCAGGGCGAGAACCAAGAUUUCGCUGUAGACGCUUCUGGAAGCGAAGGCAUGGGUGGCUUUGACGUCUGCGAGCCCAUGGCGAAUAUCAGCCUACGCAGGGAGGACGCCUCCGUCAUAUCCUUGGUGCUGUCGGUGGGAGCGGAUGUGCCUGCAUCCUUUGAUCUGCUACUCAGAGUCGAGCUGCGUUCGUCGCUGACCGCUCAAGCUUACCUGCAGUGCCCAGAGACGUCACUGUGGCAACCACGCGAGAAUCUGCAGAACCACAUCAGCGCUACCGCACAGGGUUUGCCACGCUUCACGACAUGUGUUGAGGAGCCUGGCAGCGAUUUGGAGGAGUCGGAGUACACGAGAAGUGCACGGCAGCACAGCUCCGCCGUCCUCUUUCUCUUGCCCUAUGCCCGGUUCUACGGAGGAGGUGAAGCCUUGGCCCUGGAAGUUCGGAUGCGCCGCGAGGCCGAAGGAUUUUCGGUGCUGGAGCCUUCCAUGGUGGAAGCAGCCUCGGAGAUGGUGAACGUGAACUUGGAGGUGAUCCAGUCCCAGCUCAAGGCCGGUGGACGUGGCGAGGUCAAAAUCAUGUUCGACGCGGAGAUGCAAAGCAUCAACGAUGUCAUCAUCAUCGAUGACAUGUUCGACACGUGUGGUAACCUCGUGGAGGUCGGCCGAGCUCUUCACACACUGCUUCCGUCGGCUCGACUCUAUGGCGUCGCUCCACACGGCUACUUCUCCGGAGACACCGCUGACAAGGUGAAACAGCUCGUGGAGGAGUGUAACUUGCAGUGGGUUGCCGUCACCAACAGCGUAGAUCAAACGGCAGCUCUUCAGAGGUUUGCAGCCGCAGGCUUGGAAGAGAGGAUCAAAGUAAUCGAGAUCUCCAAGUUAUUGGCAGGCCGGUCAAUGUGCACAGUGUCUUCAUGCUGUGCAAGUUCUUACGCUUAG